This is a messenger RNA of Lotus japonicus, 1491 nucleotides long. RefSeq names its product ABSCISIC ACID-INSENSITIVE 5-like protein 2. The coding region runs from base 299 to 1246 and encodes 315 amino acids. The transcript has 4 exons. Lineage: Eukaryota; Viridiplantae; Streptophyta; Magnoliopsida; Fabales; Fabaceae. Gene Ontology annotation, biological process: positive regulation of DNA-templated transcription. The record is from RefSeq and is a predicted model, not a curated record. Gene Ontology annotation, molecular function: DNA-binding transcription factor activity. Gene Ontology annotation, cellular component: nucleus.
CUGGGCCUUUCUCAUUUGGAUUCUCUCUCUCUCUCUCUCUCUCCACUGAAUACAUUGUACAUGCACAACACAAACACAGACACAGUUGUGGAGGUUUGUUCAUCGACUUGUUCCUUAAUCCCAUUGCUCUGUUCCCUCAUUCUCUGUCUCAGAUCGGUGUCUAUCUCUAACAAGGUUUUGAUCGUGUGGGCAAUGAGCGUAGAUUUGAAUCUGUUGCAUUUAGUCUUUUGGUGGUAAAAGGGUAUGAAAUAUGAAGUGAGUUGUUAAUACUAAUGACUGGUUACUGGGGAUCCAAACUAUGGUGUCUCAAAGUGGUGCUGACAAUAAUGGAAAACAUUCACAACUCCAGCCUUUGGUGAGGCAAAACUCGAUGUACAGUCUUACGCUUGAUGAAGUUCAGAAUCAAUUAGGCGAGCCGUUAAGUUGUAUGAACCUUGAUGAGCUUCUUAAAAAUGUAUCAAAUGCCGAGGCAAAUCAAUCCAUCGGCAUGGACAAUGAGGACACGGCUCAAGCCGGUCAAGCUGACGCGCGGCCGCGUCACGCUAGUCUGCCGUUAACUGGUGCACUGAGCAAGAAGACAGUUGAUGAGGUUUGGAGGGAUAUCCAACAGAGCAAAGAUAAUAACGAGAAGAAGUCUCAAGAGAGACAGCCGACUUUGGGAGAGAUGACAUUGGAGGAUUUCUUGGUGAAAGCCGGGGUAGUUUCUGAAGCAUCUUCUAAUAGAAAGAAUACCGGUCCUUUGGUCGGUAUUGAUUCAAAUGUUGCUGCAUCUCAGUUUCCUCCACCUGGUCCAUGGAUACAGUAUCCGCAACCGCAAUAUCUGCAUCCACAACAAAAUUUAAUUGGGAUUUAUAUGCCUGGCCAGAGUAUACCACAGCCAUUACACAUGGGGGCAGGUGCUCAGAUGGAUGUUCCAUUUGUGGAUGGUCAGGUGGCAUUGCCUUCACCUGGGACAGGAGCCUUGUCAGAUACAAAGAAACCGGGGAGAAAACGGAGCACGCCGGAAGACAUGGUGGAGAAGACUGUUGAGAGGAGGCAGAAGAGGAUGAUCAAGAAUCGGGAAUCUGCUGCCCGUUCAAGAGCAAGAAAACAAGCUUACACAACUGAAUUGGAGAACAAAGUCUCGCGUCUGGAAGAGGAAAAUGAAAAGCUGAGGAAACAGAAGGAGCUAGAGACCAUGUUCUCCAGUGCUCCACCUCCUGAACCUCGAUAUCAGAUUCGACGAACUUCAUCAGCUUUAUUCUGACAUCUGUAACUAUAAGUUAGAGUUUUGUAGAUAUGAGCAUCAGGGGAUGUUUCUUCUAGUUUAAGUUGAGUUGACAACUACCUUGUGGUCUCAGGAAUAGCUAUUUGAUGCAUUUGCAUUUAGUGGCUUAUUUGUUUUUAUUUUUUGGUUUGUUUAAUCAUAACACCUCAGUGAAUUCCUUGUGGUCAAAAUUUCCUGGGGAACAUUGUAGUUUUACCAUUCAUAUUAUACUGCCUUUUUAAUCA